GGUGACUGUUAAACAUUCAACAGAUGAUGCAAAUUCUGAAAAAAAUUCUUGCUGAGACGAGGAAGCUUUCUGGAAAAGGCUAUUUUCCUCAAGAUGGAUAUAUUAUCCAGUAUCUGCCUGUUCCACCUAAUUGUCUGUCUGUCCCAGAUGUUUCUGAUGGUGUCAGCGUCAUGUCUUCAGUAAGAAAUUGAUCUCUCUAUAUCAUUGCUAAAGAGAGUUCUUAAGCAAAUUGAGGUAAUAGAGACUUCGCAAUUUGGUACCCCAAGUUUUGAGGCCCAUUAAGUGGAAGCCAAUGAUCUGCAAUCUGCAGUUAAUCAGUAUCUGCAAGUUAGAGGCACCACAAAAGCAUCUCGAAGCAUAGAUUCUCGCCUUGGGAUCCAGGAGGCCUCUGAUCCCUCCACCUCAACUAAGGAAUGGCCAGAGAAAAUGCAGACACUGUUAAUUAGAAAAGGUUUUGGAUUCUCUCGAAGAAGUGUGAUCACUGGCGAUUCAUACAAGAGGGUUAAUGAAAUUGGAAUUCCAUCUGAAAUUGCUCAGAAAAUCACCUUUGAAGAGGGGCUUAACAUGCACAACUUGACAUAUCUACAAAAUCUUGUAGAUAACAAGUUGUGUUUGACUUAUAGAGACGGUUCUUUGACAUGGUCACUAAGGGAAGGGUCCAAGGGCCAUAUGUUUUUGAGGCUUGGUCAGGUUGUGCACAGAAGAAUCAUGGACGGUGAUAUUGUCUUUAUCAAUAGGCUCCCAACCACACGAUGUAUUUAGAUUUUUUUUUCAAUAAAAAUAAUUAUAAAAU
This is a messenger RNA of Rubroshorea leprosula, 793 nucleotides long. The record is from the annotation of a GenBank genome assembly. NCBI's taxonomy places the organism in Eukaryota, Viridiplantae, Streptophyta, Magnoliopsida, Malvales, Dipterocarpaceae.